UAUUACAGAAUAUUUUAAAAAAUAAUGCGAAAAUUGCGAUUAAUUAUUCUGAUUCAACUGCUAUUAGGGAUAAGGUUUAUUUGCGGAGACGAGUGUAGUCAAGUGGGAAGCUGUAUACAAAACUAUCCAGGGACCGAAAUUAAUGAUUUGCGACCUCUCCAGUUCAUGAAAUGUUGUUCUACAGAGAGUGAAGAUGUAUUGGAUAGAAUUGAAGGUGUCAACACUACAGCAGCAUGCCAAGAAUAUUGUCAACAGAACCCAGAUUGUGCAUUCUUCACCUGGUAUAAUGAUUUUGUCAUUUCUCCGUUAAGUAACACUUGCUUCCUGUACAAGAGAUGCCUGAAUAUAAACAAAGGAUGUAUAGGCUGCUUUUUUGGAACCAAAAACUGUCCUACAUGCCUAGUUCCUGCUCCUAAAGGAGGUCAUUACUACUGUCAGAACAAUAGGAAUUCGUCAGAAACAGCUGAGAAUACUCCAAUCAGCAACCUGGAUUAUUGUUAUCACAGAUGUUCUAAUAAAUUAACAGUGAGACGAUGUAUGAACGGAAGUUGGGAUGGAGUUGAUCCAACAUGUGAUUGUAUAUCCCCACCACCUGGUAUUAAUAUGACAUGCCCCUACCCAUCCACCUCUCUAAAGAAUUAUGAUGGAGGGGUUAGCUGUCAAAAAUAUUGUGGAAACACCUUGAAAGGAAGUACAGUCUGUCAAGAUCAUCAGUGGACCGUUGAUCUCAGUGAAGUCAGCUGCCCUAUGGAGAGUAGUCCCACCACAGUGAUAAUAAUAGUUGUGGUUUCAACCCUGCUGGGGCUAUGCUUAAUAGUGGGAGCAGGGCUUGUAUUACUCACCAGAAGGAGUAAUACGAAUAGGACUGAUGUUAACACUGAGGACCUAAGAAGAAACGGAACUACAAAUAUUAAUCCUAGUGAAAAAAUCAGAAGAGAUAUUGAUUACUUUACUAACCCCGUAGAUGAAUUCGACGGAAUCAGAGAAAAUAGUCCUCCCUCGGGGUACAAGGUAGCACAGGGCCCUGCCUUUAUUGAAUCCUUGGAUUCAUUAUCAGAUCGGAUUAGAGAUGGACCAAGGUUUGAGAAGCCUAGAACUACACCCCGGGACGAAGUUGCUCAGGGUGGUCUGCAGAUUAGAGGAGGACGGAGAAACCAACGGAUCCAGGAGAGGAUAGAUGCUGGGGGCUGGUCAACCAAAGGGAAGAAUUUAACACAAGAUUUUCCAAGAAGGCUGGGGAGAGAGAUUGGACUGGCACCAGCAAGAGAUUUGUCUCAAAUACCCAAACAUGGAAAAUAUGAGAGUAUUUUAGAAUUUGGUUCUACCCCAAGCGAUUAUUGUUAAACUGCACUAUCAGAAAUUUAACUGUUAUUAAAACAUUUUAUAUAAUAGCUAGCUGAUGUGCCCGGCGUUGCCCGUGGAAUAAAAAAUUCGAUUGUUUAA
This is a messenger RNA of Eurytemora carolleeae, 1443 nucleotides long. RefSeq lists its product as uncharacterized. The transcript is spliced from 11 exons. The record is from RefSeq and is a predicted model, not a curated record. The coding region runs from base 25 to 1344 and encodes 439 amino acids. Lineage: Eukaryota; Metazoa; Arthropoda; Copepoda; Calanoida; Temoridae.